Messenger RNA from Pseudogymnoascus verrucosus, 1999 nucleotides. RefSeq lists its product as uncharacterized. The transcript is spliced from 2 exons. Bases 40 to 1935 code for a protein of 631 amino acids. Gene Ontology annotation, molecular function: sucrose alpha-glucosidase activity. Gene Ontology annotation, biological process: sucrose catabolic process. The record is from RefSeq and is a predicted model, not a curated record. Lineage: Eukaryota; Fungi; Ascomycota; Leotiomycetes; Thelebolales; Thelebolaceae.
AUAAACCUGUGAAAUGCUCUGUAUAACCUGACUGUUAUCAUGAAACCCUCGUUAGUUGUUGCAGCUCUUGCAGCUACCUCUGCAGCUACCUCUGCAGCUAGUUCAACUGUCUCACAAUGGACCAAAGGCCAACGUCACUCUGUCAACUACAACAAGGCACCGCCUAACCUCUCAACACUUGCAAAUUCUAGCUUGUUCGAAACAUGGAGACCUAGAGCCCACGUUCUUCCGCCAUCUGGCCAAAUUGGUGACCCGUGUAUGCACUACACUGAUCCUAGUACAGGACUUUUCCACGUUGGCUGGUUGCACGGUGGUGCUUCUGGGGCCACAACCGAUGACCUUGUCACAUACCGCGACCUGAAUCCUGAUGGACGGCCGUUCAUCGUUGCUGGUGGAGUGAACGAUCCCAUUGCCGUCUUUGAUGGCUCCGUCAUUCCGGCGGGAAUCGAUGGCAAGCCGACUCUACUGUACACCUCGGUCUCAUAUCUGCCCAUCCAAUGGACUAUUCCUUAUACAAGAGGAAGCGAGACCCAGUCUUUAGCAGUUUCCUAUGAUAGUGGUCGCAACUUCACUAAAUUGCGUCAGGGACCAGUUAUCCCUUCUGCGCCCUUCGCUGUUAACGUAACUGGUUUUCGCGACCCCUUCGUUUUUCAAAACGCCAAACUAGACUCUCUCCUCGAAAGCAGCCCACAGACAUGGUAUACCGUCAUCUCAGGAGGCGUCCACGGAGACGGCCCCUCCCAGUUCCUCUACCGCCAACACGAUCCCGACUUCCAAUACUGGGAAUACCUAGGCGAGUGGUGGCAUGAAGCAGCGAACUCGACUUGGGGAAAUGGUGACUGGGCUGGCCAAUGGGGGUUUAACUUUGAAGUAGCUAAUAUAUUCAGCCUUGACAAGAACGGUUAUAACGCCGAGGGUGAAGUCUUCACUACAAUUGGCGCAGAAUGGUCGUUUGAGCCUAUCGUACCGGAGGUCUCGGACUCGAGGCAAAUGCUCUGGGCAGCAGGCAACGUAACUAUUCAAGAUGGGGCGCUCAAGUUCACGCCAACCAUGGCAGGCUUUCUAGACUGGGGUGCGUCGGCAUAUGCUGCUGCUGGGAAAGAAUUACCUGCAGAUACGCAAGCGUCGAUGAAAAGCAAAUCACCCGAUCGGUUCAUAACAUACGUGUGGCUUACUGGGGACUUUUAUGGCACGCACAACUUUCCCACCUUGCAGCAGAAUUGGACUGGCGCGUUGUUGCUUCCCCGAGAGCUAAGUGUCGGAACGAUAUCUAAUGUGGUAGAUAAUGAGCUCUCUCGCGAGACAGGCUCGUGGCGAAUUUCAAGCAGCAACUUGGGCGUCCUUGAGCUCGUUACGCUAAAGCAAGAGAUUGUUCGGGAGACCAUGUCCCAAUUGACGAGCGGCGUAUCGAUAAUUGAGCCCGGCAAGACGCUGGGCUCGUCAGGUCCAGUGGCCUUUCAGCACCGUCCAAAAUCGAAAUUCUACAUCCUAACCGCGUCACUCUCGUUCCCUGCAUCGGCUCGCGGAUCGGACCUGAAGGCUGGUUUCGAGGUCCUGUCCUCAGAGUUCGAGACGACUAGGAUCUACUACCAAUUCUCUAACGAGUCAAUCAUCAUAGACCGCACCAAUUCUAGUGCUGCGUCCUCGACGACGGCCGGGAUCGACGCCCGCAACGAGAGCGGCAAAUUGCGUCUGUUUGAUGUUAUAGAGAACGGCGAAGAGAAGAUAGAGACGUUAGAACUAACUAUCGUCGUUGACAAUUCGAUCGUGGAAGUCCAUGCCAAUAGCAGAUUUGUCAUAAGCACUUGGGCCCGAUCAUGGUAUAAGGCCUCGAAAGAUAUUCGGUUCAUUCAUGACGGGGAAGGGGAGGUGAAGUUCGGAAACAUAAUGAUUCACGAAGGGCUAUUUGAUGCCUGGCCAGAACGUAGUAGAUAGUAUCACGGAAUUAGCAGUGCAAGCCGGUUAUGAAUGGGAAAAUAUGAUUUGUUUUACUUGGGAC